Messenger RNA from Periconia digitata, 617 nucleotides. NCBI's taxonomy places the organism in Eukaryota, Fungi, Ascomycota, Dothideomycetes, Pleosporales, Periconiaceae. The record is from the annotation of a GenBank genome assembly.
AUGAUGGAACCAAUCUCGAUCUCAUCGACAGUUUGCACGCUACUCCUUCCUUAUCCGGAUCCUGAAUCUCUCACUCAACUACCCAAGACUACGUGCGGUAAAGCCGGGUUUGACUUUUUUUUCAGACAUCGCAUUGCUCCCACCAAACAUGAAAGAAUGCCACAAAUGCUUGGUCUCACCCUCCCACGGUGAGCAAUCACACGUGCCGGAUAGCAUACUACCUCCUUCACACCGUCUUCCCGCCCUGGCCCUAAACACGUUGACACCUGCAGCCAAACAAACAAAAUAACUAAGACAACAACAUUUUUCCAUCUUACAUUGCAAAACUUGCCCCCUACCCUCUCUCCCAGCAGGUCUUGCAGUAUCUCACCAACCAACCAACCAACCAACCAACCCUUCGUUCAAACACUGUCUUAAACUUCCAAAACAACAACAGACCAAAGUCUCGUAUUCCUUCCCUCCAUCCAAAAAUCGUUAAUCCGACUUUUUGUUUUGUUUUGCUUUGCGAGGCUGUCUUUGCUCGUCUCGAUUUGUCAAUGAAACCUCGUCCAUGGAAAAUACAAAUUACACCUCUAUCCACAUUGUAUCAAAACAUGUCACAGCCUAGCAGUAACACA